AUGGCACCGAAACCUCCGUCAGGGACAUCGUCCCGAGCCUGGGACGCUGUGAAUCCUCCGCUGUCGGAAUGGGUGCUUGACGCUGUCUCCUCGAUGGGGUUCACCCGCAUGACACCGGUCCAAGCAUCGGCCAUUCCUCUAUUUAUGGCUCACAAGGAUGUUGUCGUUGAGGCUGUCACUGGGAGCGGAAAGACUCUUUCAUUCUUGAUUCCAGUAGUGGAGAAGUUGUUGCGCCUUGAAGAGCCCAUCAAGAAGCAUCAUGUCGGCGCCAUCAUCGUUUCUCCAACAAGAGAACUCGCUUCGCAGAUCUACAACGUUUUGACAUCCCUACUCGCGUUCCAUCCCGCUUCGGCGGCUGUGAUAAACACUUCCGAAACCGAAGACGUUCCCCGGCCUAAACACUCUUCCUCCGUUCUUAGAGUCGUUCCGCAGCUCCUGCUUGGAGGCUCGACCUCGCCUGCAGAAGAUCUGAGCACCUUUUUGAAGCGCUCUCCGAACCUCUUGGUGGCUACUCCGGGUAGACUUCUCGAGUUGCUUUCCUCCCCGCACGUUUACUGCCCACAAUCGUCCUUUGAGAUGCUUGUCUUAGAUGAAGCGGACAGGUUGUUGGAUCUUGGCUUCAAGGAAACACUGCAGAACAUUUUGCGCCGACUUCCGAAACAAAGGCGGACGGGGCUUUUCAGUGCUAGUGUAAGCGAAGCUGUUGAUCAGAUUGUCCGCGUCGGCCUGCGUAAUCCUGUCAAGGUCGUGGUCAAGGUCAAGGGGGCGUCGGGAGUUGAUGACAAGCGUACCCCCGCCAGCCUUCAAAUGACCUAUUUGACUCAACCACCAACCGGUAAAUUUCCAGCACUAAAGCACAUUCUUAAUUCAGUGCAACCGACGCCCUCCAAAUCAAUAUUCUUCGUGUCAACUUGCUCAGGUGUCGACUACUUAUCUGUCAUCCUCCCGUUGAUACUUGGCAACGAUUUCCAGUUAAUACCUCUUCACGGAAAACACCCUGCAAACGUGCGUCAAAAGAAUUUCAACCGUUUCGUUAACGCUCACAACCCGGCCAUCCUUCUCACCACAGACGUCGCUUCCCGCGGGCUGGACAUUCCGUCGGUGGACCUCGUCGUUCAGAUAGACCCUCCUUCGGACCCAAAGACCUUCAUUCAUCGAUGCGGUCGUGCCGGCAGAGCCGGUCGUAGAGGUCUUAGUGUGGUUCUGCUCCAUCCGGGCAGGGAAGAAGAUUACGUCUCCUUCCUAGAAGUACGGAAGACCCCAGUUGCGCCUUUUCCGCACCCCAUCACUGUUUCCGACGCCGAAGCCGCCGCCGCUACAGAAACUGCUCGGAAAGUAGUAAAGGCAGACCGCGCAAUCCAUGACCGCGGCCAAAAGGCCUUUGUUAGUUGGCUAAGGAGCUACAGCAAACAUCAAGCAAGCAGCAUUUUCCGCGUCGCGGACCUGGACUGGGAGGGCCUAGGGAAAGCGUGGGGACUACUGAAGCUGCCGAAGAUGCCCGAAUUGAAAAAUUUCAAGGGAGACAAAACUCUUGGUGUCCAAAUGGAUUGGGAUACGUACGCAUACAAGGAUAAGCAGCGCGAGAAGCGUCGCUUAGAGCUCCUACAAGAGAUGGCGGAAUCUGGCCAACAACAAACAACGAACAAGAAGCGUCCGAACGAGACUGUGGCCUGGAGCAACAAUGCUGAGAACAGAAACAAGAAGGCCAAACGGCGCGACAUGAAACAGGUGCGGCAGGAGAGGAAGCGGUGGGAGAAGAUGACGGAGGAAGAGAAGAAGAAGGCUCUCGAGACAGAGCAGAUGCUCGAGCAAAUUAGGGCAAAAAAUGAAGAGCAAAGGCGGCUGAAACGCGCAGCUGCUAAAGCGGACAAGGACGCAGAGGAAGGUGGAGACGAGGAAUUCACGGGCUUCGACUAG
Molecule: messenger RNA, 1917 nt
Organism: Aspergillus nidulans FGSC A4
Lineage: Eukaryota; Fungi; Ascomycota; Eurotiomycetes; Eurotiales; Aspergillaceae
Gene: spb4
Product: putative ATP-dependent RNA helicase spb4
Exons: 3
Coding region: 1-1917 (638 amino acids)
Biological process (GO): ribosomal large subunit assembly; ribosome biogenesis; maturation of LSU-rRNA
Cellular component (GO): 90S preribosome; nucleoplasm; nucleolus
Molecular function (GO): RNA helicase activity; ATP hydrolysis activity; ATP binding
Source: RefSeq, a predicted model, not a curated record